Messenger RNA from Capronia coronata CBS 617.96, 684 nucleotides. RefSeq lists its product as uncharacterized. The coding region runs from base 1 to 684 and encodes 227 amino acids. Lineage: Eukaryota; Fungi; Ascomycota; Eurotiomycetes; Chaetothyriales; Herpotrichiellaceae. The record is from RefSeq and is a predicted model, not a curated record. The transcript has a single exon.
AUGAUCCCCAAAGCAGCCCUCGUCAUCCUCAUAGCCGUGGUAUCCGUCGCCAGCAUAACAUUCAUGAUCGCAAUAUACCAUGGCAUCACCAGCCACCUACGAUCCCGCAGACGACGGCGGGAAAUGGUUGGACAAUCGAACGAAUCGACUCUACCUUUAACAGCGGCAGCAGCAGCAGCAGAAACAGAGAAGGGAACAGUCUCAGCUUCAAACAUACCAACAGCAUCGAUGGAUAUCCCCGAGCGCUCACCCACUCCAGAAGCAGAAUUCCCACCUCCUCUACCGGGUGAAGCGCUGCUAGAAACCCACCCGGCUCUAUCCCACGAACCAGAUCAACCGAAACAAGAGGAAGAAGAAGAUGUCGCAGAAGCAGAAUAUCCUCCACCCCUCCCCGAAGAUCUGAAAGGUAUUGUUGUUAUAGGGGCUCUUGAAAAACCACAGAUCCAUCCUCUGCCAAGUCGACCUUGUCCUCCUCGAGCAGCAAGAGAAAGGGAAAAGGAAAGAGGGAGGGAAAGAAAUAGCAUGCAUGAGAUCAUCGAUCUAUAUACCAGCGAGGGGCGGAAUCGAAAUCAACAUCUGCCUCCAGGACCGAAAUCAGCGCCUGCCAGAAUCACGACGUUUGCGCAGGCGGGGUCGAAAUGGGCUUAUUUUGGAGCGAAGCGGGCUGAGUUUCAUAUUGUAUGA